This is a messenger RNA of Mirounga angustirostris (Northern elephant seal), 2010 nucleotides long. RefSeq names its product C-C motif chemokine receptor 10 (gene CCR10). The transcript is spliced from 2 exons. The record is from RefSeq and is a predicted model, not a curated record. Gene Ontology annotation, molecular function: C-C chemokine binding; C-C chemokine receptor activity. Lineage: Eukaryota; Metazoa; Chordata; Mammalia; Carnivora; Phocidae. Gene Ontology annotation, cellular component: external side of plasma membrane; membrane. Gene Ontology annotation, biological process: calcium-mediated signaling; immune response; G protein-coupled receptor signaling pathway. Bases 534 to 1667 code for a protein of 377 amino acids.
UCUCUCCCCGCACGCGCCGCUUUCCCGGACCCCGCGCAAGCGCGCGCCUCAGCCCUGCUGCGAAAGGGCGGGGGUGGAGAGCCUCCAGCCGCCGGGAAAUACCCUGAAUAACCCGAGGCUGGCAGGGACUGUGGCCGCAGGGGUGGGGGAAGGAAGGCUAGUGCCAGUGGAGAGGUCCCGAAAAAUCCAAGAAAAGCGGGGGGUGAGUACCUGGAGAUGGAGAGAAGAGUAAGUAAAAGAAUCUAACAUUUUCUGAAGGCAAAUUAUGCCUCAGGCACCUGUGCUAGGCACCCUCAUAACCCUGUGAAUUCGACAUUUUUACCUUACUCCACUUCGCAGAUGAAAAACCUGAGGCUCAAAGAGGCAACUGAGAUCCAGAAAAGUCAAGGUCGGCCAGGAAGCUGGAUGCAGAGGCAGGAGGGGUGCAGUGGAAGCCAAGGCCUGUUGGAGGGUAUGUUAGGAAGAGUUUGGAGAAGAGUUUGUAUCUUCUCCCUCUAUACUGUUGUCACACAGCAGCUCCCAGCUUGGAAAGUAUGUGUUGGAAGGGGAGGUGUGUGGGAAGAUGUCUCAUAAGGUCUCUCUCCUUUUGCCCUCCCCAGGUCUCCUGGGGCCCCUACUCGGGGGAGGAUGAGGAGGCAUACUCCGUCGAGCCGUUGCCAGAGCUCUGCUACAAGGCGGAUGUCCAGGCCUUCAGUAGGGCCUUCCAACCCAGUGUCUCCCUGGUGGUGGCUGCACUGGGUCUGGCUGGCAAUGGCCUGGUCCUGGCCACCCACCUGGCAGCCCGACGUGCUGUCCGUUCGCCCACUUCUGCCCACCUGCUCCAGCUGGCCCUGGCCGACCUUCUGCUGGCCCUAACCCUGCCCUUUGCCGCAGCCGGGGCUCUGCAGGGCUGGAGUCUGGGAAGUGCCACCUGCCGCGCCAUCUCGGGCCUCUACUCCGCCUCCUUCCACGCCGGCUUCCUCUUCCUGGCCUGUAUCAGCGCCGAUCGCUACGUGGCCAUCGCGCGGGCCCUUCCCGCUGGACCGAGGCCCUCUGCUCGGGGCCGCGCACACGUGGUCUCAGCCAUCGUGUGGCUGCUGUCGCUGCUUCUGGCGCUGCCUGCUCUCCUUUUCAGCCAGGACGGGCAGCGGGAAGGCCAGCGGCGCUGCCGUCUCGUCUUCCCCGAGGGCCUCACGCAGACGGUGAAGGGGGCAAGCGCCAUGGCGCAGGUGGUCCUGGGCUUCGCGCUGCCGCUCGGCGUCAUGGCCGCCUGUUACGCGCUCCUGGGCCGCACGCUGCUGGCCGCCAGGGGGCCCGAGCGCCGGCGUGCGCUGCGCGUCGUUGUGGCCCUGGUGGCGGCCUUCGUGGUGCUGCAGCUGCCCUACAGUCUCGCCCUGCUGCUGGAUACGGCCGACCUACUGGCUGCCCGCGAGCGGAGCUGCCCUGCCAGCAAGCGCAAGGAUCUGGCGCUGCUGGUGACCGGAGGGUUGGCCCUGGCCCGCUGCGGCCUCAACCCCGUGCUCUACGCCUUCUUGGGCCUGCGCUUCCGCCAGGACCUGCGGAGGCUGCUGCGGGGUGGAAGCUGCAGCCCAGGGCCUCACCCCCGCGGCCGCUGCCCCCGCCCGCCCCGCCUCUCUUCCUGUUCGGCUCCCACUGAGACCCACAGUGUCUCCUCCUGGGACUACUAGGGCUGCGAAUCAAGAGGGGGGGGGGAGGGCGGGAUUCCAGGGAGGGUAGUGGGAAAAGGGAGUAGGUGGGGGAACACUGAGAAGGAGGUAGGGAUCUAAAGGAAUUGCUUCUGUACUUUGCCACAUUAAAUUGAUAACAUGGAAAUGAGAUGCAACCCAACAACUGUUACUAUUUUUGAGUCACCGACUUGGAACCGGUGGGUUCCGCCUCCCCCUUCAACUCGCUUGGCUGUGAGUGGAAGGCGCUGAGAGUCUGGGUGGGGGUGCAGAGCUGCUGAGUCUGCUGAAGCUCUAGGCACUGUCACCCCCUCCACCUUCACCUGGUCUCUGCGAACAAGAUGUG